Molecule: messenger RNA, 939 nt
Organism: Penicillium digitatum Pd1
Lineage: Eukaryota; Fungi; Ascomycota; Eurotiomycetes; Eurotiales; Aspergillaceae
Source: RefSeq, a predicted model, not a curated record
AUGGAAACCUUUGAUAUCUCUUUCCUCACCAGUCUGACCAAACAGAUGCUGGCUCAUCUAAAGGAAAAUGUCCCGGCUUCAGCCCGCAUCACUGAUCCCACCCAGGCCCAACAGGAGAAGGACCUCUUUGAUGUCAACUUUUCUGGGUCGACUGCAACCAGAAAGCGCAAGAGGGGAGGUCAAUCUAGCGCCAAGCACCGGAGGACGAGUUCCUCAAUGGAGACCAUAUCCCUGGAGUCGACCAACCCCAAGACCUCGCAUAAACGCUUACCCAACAAGGAGCCCAAGAGAGAUGAUAGUGUGACCAAGUCUGGCAAGUCGCGGGGUAUGCAGCAGGCCACCUCUCCCUCGCGUACUCAGCCUGAACUCUCACCCAAGGCAUCAUCGGAACCGAAGGCCGCAAUGGACUCUGUCUCUACCAAGCCCACAAAACCACUUGAGCUCCCAGAUCUUCCACCUUCGGAGUUCAUCUACCCCCGCAAGUUGGAUUUGGGUAUAUUGGAAUGCUUAUCUGACGAGAGGGAGACAACCCACGAGUCAGUCUCCGACAACCCGUCCGAGCAGCUCACGGAAGUCUCCACGCCUUAUACCCCAGUUUUGCACGCAGUGUCACAGUACAAUCAGCGCAUCAGGAGCCACUGUGGGAGCAAAUGUGAGACAUGGCUGACACGCCAGAUGUACGAUGAGUUGGGCGAUAUCUCUACUCGCAUUGAAAAGAUUAUGCAUGGGAUCACGGUGAUGCUGGAGGAGAGGGAGGCCAGGGAUGAAUUUGCGAGUGUUGGUGGUUAUUCUUUUGAAGCCGAGGAGUCACCUGGUGCGUUCAAAGGUGGUCCUGAGAAUCCAUUGGAAUUGAGCGAUGGGGAUGAUAACGCACUUUUUGGGAGGUCUGAUGAACGUGCUUGCUCUGGUGAGAUUGGUGGCUUGUCCGCCAGUGAAUAG